This is a messenger RNA of Daktulosphaira vitifoliae (grape phylloxera), 2843 nucleotides long. RefSeq lists its product as uncharacterized. The transcript has 3 exons. Lineage: Eukaryota; Metazoa; Arthropoda; Insecta; Hemiptera; Phylloxeridae. The record is from RefSeq and is a predicted model, not a curated record. The coding region runs from base 561 to 2843 and encodes 760 amino acids.
GUACAAGCGACCUCCUUGCCCGUACAGAGCCCGUCUAACCCGUCCAAGAAAAAAAAAUCUGAAAAAACUGAUGUGUAGAAAAAUUUCUAGUAUUGAAGUUACACAAAAUGUUUCGCGUAAUAUAGUCGGUGCUGUCGGUCAGUGUUGUUAGUGAUAUUGGUAGCAUGGGAGCCGUUAUAUUAACUAAAUGAUAAUAUAAGAUGUGUAUAUACAUAUUUAAAUUCUCAGAAAAAGUUAUUGGAGUAAAAUUACUUGUUAUCGUGUAAUUUGGGUCAAUAUCUGCUGUAUUUACGGUUUUACCCAGUGAAUACAGGCGACUUCCAGUUCUCAGUAUUUUGUCUUUGAUUGUCACGAUUUACAUCAAUGAUUAUUGAAACAUAACAUAACAUAAUGAUAAUAUUGUUACAACUAUUAUUAAAGAUCGCGUAGCCGUCCGUGUAGAUAAUAACUACUAAGAAGUGCUAGAAUAGACAACAGCUUUAUUUAAUCGCCGAUUGUGAACCGCGGAUACGCAAUUUAUAGCGUAGAGGUUUUCAAAACUUUCAUCUUUUUCAACUAAUAUGGAUAUAAGGAAUUAUUUCGGUCGAAAACGUUCCCGUCUAGAAGAGACUUCCAACUUGCCUAGGAUUUCUUCAUCUACGAAUACUGUAGAUGCUCAAGUUGAUUCCCAAUCUGAAUCAAACUCAGUAAAGGUGUUAUCAACAUCAACAGUGUCAAUGAAUGAGCUAGAAGAUUUACCUAAAAAAGGAGAACCUAUCAAACAAACAGUUUUGACGCAGUACCCUAAAACUAAAGAUCGUUCUUUUCAAGCAUCAUGGUUCCACGAAUAUAAGUGGUUGAUGUAUUCGGUGGAAAAAGACGCUGCCUUUUGUUAUGCGUGUAUGCAAUUCAAACCAUCAGGAAUGAAAGAUGUUGCAUAUACUUUGAGUGGCUUUAAAAACUGGAAAAAUGCUAAAGAUGCUAAAAGAGGUUUUCCAAGACAUGAAAAGACAGGAUCGCAUGUUGAAGCUAUGAUUAUGUGGGAAGAAAAAAAGAAUCGACAAACUUCAAACACAGAAAUUUCAACUCUUGUCAAUGACAAAACCCUGGAAAAACACAGAUAUUAUUUAAAAUCGAUUUUCGAAGUCGUUCAAUUCCUGGUGAUCAAUGAACUUUCAUUUCGCGGAUCCUAUGACAUUGAUGAGAAAGCUGAACGUGGAUUAUUCAUUAAACUUUUCGAGUUCGCAUUGAAAAAAGACAGAUUUUUAGCUGAAUGCAACGAAACUAUACCAAAUAAUGGAAAAUACACGUCUCCAGAAAUACAAAAUGAAAUCAUUCAAAUCAUGGCGGAAUCUGUUAGAGAAUCAGUAGUUAUUGAUGUGAUGAAAUCUGAUGUUCCAUGGUUUACGCUAAUGGAAGAUGGGACCAAAGACAAAAACAACAGAGAAAACAUAGCUAUCGCUAUUAGAUACGUAAAGGAAGGAAAACCUCGAGAAUCUUUACUCAAUAUUAUCACAACCAAGGAAUUGGACGCUAAAACAUUUACCGAGAAAACUAUUGAAACAUUGCGUGAGAAUAGCAUCGAUCUGUCACGUCUUCUGAGUCAAUGCUAUGAUGGAGCUAAUGUGAUGAGUGGUAAAAAAGGAGGUGUCUCUGGUCUCUUGGAACAACACCUUAAUCGUAAAAUUCCUUACAUACACUGCUUCAACCAUCGUCUCCAUCUCGUCGUUGUAAAAGCAGUGUCUGACAAUGAUUCUCUGAGGGACUUUUUCGACAUGUGUGUGAUGCUACAUGAAUUUUUUCACCAUCCCAAAAUUUCUUCUUUAUAUGAAGGACAGACCAUUGUACGAUUGCUACCGCAACGAUGGUCCGGUCAUUUUGCAAUUACGAAGGUGGUGUCAUCAAACUACUCUGAAAUCAAUCGAGUGCUGGAUCAAGUAGUCACCCAGUCAACACUGUUCAAUGGAGAAGAUAGAGCAAAGAGUAUCGGGAUCAAAACAGUUAUAGAGACGGAAGAAUUUCGAUUUUGCUUGAUUUUUGCAAAAAAGUUUUUGGGGCUCUUACAUCCAGCGGAUGCUGCAAUGCAGUCACGGACAGCGAGCCUGAAAGUCGGGCUUGAUGUUGUAAAGUCAGUUCUUCAACAACUUCAAGUUAUGAGAACAAGCCAAAAGGAAUUCGAGUUGAUUUUAGAAGAUGCGAAUAAGCUCAUACCAAUGAUCGAAUCAACGAACAAUACAAUGUCCAAACGAAAAAUCAAAACAAGUGAGCAUCCAAGCUACAUUACUGAGACCAGAUUACCUUCAUACUCUGCAAAUCACGCAAUUGAUGGGGAUUUACAAAACUCAAAGAUGAAGCUAAAACAAACUUACAAUGAAUGCCUAGAUCUUAUUAUAAAUGAAAUCAAUCGACGCUUCUCAGACAAUCAAGAGCUAGUUACUGCCAUUUCCAGAAUAAGCGAAUUCAAAACUGAUAAUAUGAAUGUUUUCAAGGAACUCGGUUUGAAAGUUCCCAGUGAAGAAGAAUUGGCAGUUGUGAAAAACUUCCUCAUCCAGCGAGAAGCACAGACUGACGAUGGAACUAGAUUAGAGGUACUUUUCAGAUUUCGUGAAGCUUUCCUUGAAACGUACGAAUUGAUGGCAGCUGUUGAGACAUUUGGGUGUAGUACAGCAACUUGCGAAUCAACUUUUUCAACAUUGACUGCAAUCAAUAGGCCACAGCGCUUGUCAAUGUCCCAUGCUCGCAUGGCUGAUCUAGUGUACUUGGCUUUCGAACGACAUCGCACAAGUGCAUUGAAUAUCGAUGUAGUUCUCCGAAAAUUUAAUGAUAGGAAAAAUCGUAAACUGGCAUUGUACCAAGUUACCUAA